Messenger RNA from Papilio machaon (common yellow swallowtail), 1584 nucleotides. Its product is annotated as homeobox protein MSH-D. Gene Ontology annotation, biological process: embryonic morphogenesis; regulation of transcription by RNA polymerase II. The transcript has 3 exons. Gene Ontology annotation, molecular function: RNA polymerase II transcription regulatory region sequence-specific DNA binding; DNA-binding transcription factor activity, RNA polymerase II-specific. Bases 584 to 1405 code for a protein of 273 amino acids. The record is from RefSeq and is a predicted model, not a curated record. NCBI's taxonomy places the organism in Eukaryota, Metazoa, Arthropoda, Insecta, Lepidoptera, Papilionidae. Gene Ontology annotation, cellular component: nucleus.
CUUCGCCCCAAUACCAGCGCGAUUUGCAGCGAGCGCCCGCGCGAAUCGUUACGCGGACACACCGUACUUGAACGCUUUCGCGACACAAAACGUACCGGACACUGUUCGACGGGAAUUUAAACUGAAAACGGACAUUCGAUAUUUGCAAUUGUGAAUAAGAAACCGCGUCCGGAUAUUGCAGUGUUGCAAUUUUAAUAUACAUGUUAUUGAACAUGCAGCUAAUAAAUUUACAAAUGGGCAAUCGAUAUUUCAAAUUUUAAUCUUCAAAAUAAAGUGAAAAUUAAAGACUAAUGAAUCCUUUAAAUGUUGACAUUAAGUUGCGCAAAAAGUGUUACUAAUGGUGCUGAGAGUGACAUUUAGUGUGAUAUACAAAAAAGUGUCAUAAACUAUCAUCUGAACAUUUCGCUAUGGACAACAACUUAAACAAAUUUGCAUAAACAAAGAACAAAUUAAGUAGCCAUUUUAAAUUCCAACAAAUUAUCAACGCAUAAAUAAGCUCAAAAUACACAUAAAAAGAAAUGUCAUUAUAAAUUUUUGUAAUCGCGAUUGACGCGUAAUAGUGAGAUGCGAUCGAGUAGAUGAAAUGAAGACUUCGCUCGAAUGUGAUCGGGCCGAAGCCGCGGACAGCGGCGGAAAAGGAAGAAUAUCUUUCAGUGUUGACUCCCUGCUGGGCAGUAAAACAGAAGCUCCUAAAGAAUCUGUAGACACGAGUAGCGUAGACGCUGAAAGUGCGGUGGACAGUGACGAAAGUGACGUCGAUAUCGAAGACGUUGAAUCUAAUGCUGGCGAUGAAAGAGACGAUAGGGAGAGUAAUAAUGAUGGAGAGGAAAUGGAAAGCAGGACUGGGGUUGUGGUCCCGCAGCCGCUGUUGCCACGACUCUAUCAAGGCCCGGCGCCGUCGGCGUGGCCCUUCGGAGCGUUCCCCUGGAUGGCACCGAACCCAAUGUUCAGAGCUGGAUCUCCAAACACGGGUGCCCCAAGCGGUCCUCCGGUGGUACGUUGCCAACUACGCAAACACAAGCCCAACCGCAAACCGCGUACGCCCUUCACCACGCAGCAGCUGCUGGCCCUGGAGAAGAAAUUCCGAGACAAACAGUACUUGAGCAUCGCUGAACGAGCUGAGUUCUCCUCAUCGUUGAGACUUACGGAGACACAGGUAAAAAUUUGGUUCCAAAACAGACGGGCCAAAGCGAAACGUCUGCAAGAGGCUGAAAUAGAAAAGCUCAGGUUAUCUGCUAGGCCGCUACUCCCACCAUCUUUCGCUCUCUUCGGAGGUGGGGGCGCGCCGCCGCUGUUCGCAGCAAUGGCCGCUGCAACCAGACCUCAACUGAGCUUCCUCGGAGGGCCACCUACACAUCAGCAUGCUAUCAACAUGAACAUUCUGAAUUCAUUACAACCGCAUUGACAUCAACCAAACGCGGGAACGCGUCAUUUCAAACAUCCGCCAUCUUAGAUGUAAUGUCAAAAUUGUCAAAGAGUAAUCAUUCAUUUACACAGAUCAGAUACAGUAAGUCAGAUUUUAAUUAAAUGUAUUUUGUGAUAGUAACAUCCAUAGAAGAAGUAAAUAAAUAUCGUUUGUUCAGU